CUGUCACUUAGGCCUACUGCACGUGUAAUUGAAUGUAACGCGUUAAUGUGUGUCAGCCCUACUAAAUAUAUAAACAUAAACCCCAUUUAGCCUACGUAUCUAUCACUGGUAGGGCAGACCUGAUUUAUUGGGGGGUACUAUCAGCUGGAAGGAAGGUGUACAAAUCAAAAGGUAAUUUGCUAUAAGGGGAAACAAGUCUGCCUAACCAUGAAUCCUAAUUUCAUCAGAAUUUCACUUUUGCUUCUUACAACAGAUCUAUGCUUUGGGAACAUCAUCGAUGUCCGCGUGUACGGUACCCAUGGGAAGAACACGACGUUCACGACAACGAUCAAACCAACGAGCGACCCCUUCUUCUCUGUUUCCUGGGCCGUGAACGGAUCUUUCAUAAUCACCUCGACCAUUUCCAACACCAUAGUCGAGCCAAAGUAUGCGGACAGGACAACCUUGUUCAGAGAAACUGGCUCCCUGGAGCUCAGAAACCUGACCAAUGAGGACUCCGGGGAGUACACUGUAACCAUCAUACCGGCCUCAGGACAUUUGAUAUCAGGAGCCGCCGUGCUGGAGGUGCAGCCCAAAAUCCCAACCCCGACCGUCACCUGUCCCCCAUCCACAGAGGGGAUGAGUGAGGUCACGUUCUUGUGUGAUGAUGGAGACACCAGCAAUGCCAAACAGUGGACAAGAGAUGGCCAACCACUGUUGCCGAGUGAUAGAAUUGCAUUUCUAGAAAACAAUAGAAUAUUGAUGCUCAAAGGUGUGAACAGAACGGACACUGCAGAAUACCGCUGCAAUGUCAGCAAUUUGUCCGACCACGAAGUCGCCACAUGCCAACUCACAGUUUAUUACGGCCCAGACACUCCCACUGUGCAACAGCAUCCCAAUCCGGCCGUAGAGGAAGAGCGACUCACCCUGAGCUGUGCUUCUGACUCCCUGCCCCCGGCUACCUUCACCUGGGAGUUCCAACGCCGCCCCCUGGUCCCCGGUCCUCAGCAUGUUAUAGCCGAGCUGGACGAAGACCACCUGGGGAACUACACCUGCACCGCCCGCAAUGACCUCACAGGGCUGGUAGUGUCCACGGUCUACACGCUCAACGGCAGUCUGGUAUCCCCUGCGUAUAGGAAGAGGAUCAGUCUGAACACCACCAGUGGAUGGCUGGACCUGUGGGAUUUGACCGUGGGGGACAGCGGUGCCUACACCGUGGACAUCACCACACACACAGACCAGCAGCUCAAUGGAAGCACUGGUCUCAAUGUGUACGAGCGAGUCUCCAGUGUAUCAGUCACCCCCAACACCACAGAGCUGCUGGAGUUCAGCAGCUCUGUGAGGAUCUCCUGCCACGUCUCGACCGGCACCUCCCUGUCCUACCUGUGGAUGAAUGGCAGCUCUGAGAUCACUGUAUCAAGUGACAGGGUGCAGGUCGGCGACAUAGGCACCACCCUCACCAUACUCAACGUGACACGCUACGACCGGGGGCCGUACACCUGUAAUGUCUCCAACCCGGUCAGCAAUGAUGUGGGCCGGCCGCUGACUCUGACCAUUGGUUAUGGGCCUGAGCGACUUGCCAUCAUAGGUCCAAGUCUAGUGGAGUUUGGGGAGGUGACGCUGCUCUACUGUUCGGCUAUGUCUGUGCCUUCUCCUUCCUACACCUGGAGCCUUAAUGGUGUCCACACCACCGUCCAGGGGCCGGUCUACGUUAUAGCAUCAGUCAACAGCUCUGACUAUGGGAAGUACACCUGCACUGCUGUAAAUACUCUUACCGACCUCAGCCAAGCUGCUGACCAUGUGGUCUCCCUGAAAGGUAUGUGUGUGGGGGGGAGCAUCCUACCCGCGGGCCCGCUCAGCGGCGCCGCUGGCGGGGCGGUCCUGCUCAGCACCACGCUGGAGCCCUCCACCCGGCCCUUCAUCUCCGUGGGCUGGAGCUUCAGAGGGCGCAACUUCAUCACCUACACCGUCACCGGCAGCGACUUUGUCGAUGAGGCCUACGCCACCAGGGUGACCCUGGACCGGACCACCGGUUCCCUGCAGCUGCGGGACCUGGUGCUGGGGGACAGCGGGGAUUACCUGGUCAGCAUCACUCCGGACGGGGAGCAGCAGAAGACAGGCACCAUGCAGCUCAACGUGUACGCGCCCAUAACAGGGGCGUCCAUCUCCAACCCCGCCUCCUCCGCCACCCUCAUCGCAGGGCAGAGCGCGGCCACGCUGACGUGCGACGCCGCUGCCGGCAACGUGAGCACCCGGGAGUGGAUGCAGAACGGCCGGCCCCUCCUCCCCUCCCCGGACCGCGUCACCUUCUCCGCCGACGCCAAAAUGCUCUACAUGAAUCCUGUGCUCAGCGAUAACCAUGGCAACUACCAGUGUCGAGUCAGCAACGCGGUCAGCGCCAUGACCGCGGCGUACAAUCUCACGGUCAACUACGGGCCACAGAACAUGUCCAUCGUGGGACCCAGAGAAGCCGCGCUGGGCAUCAGGUUGCUGCUGAGGUGCAGCGCCGACUCGGUCCCUCCCCCCACCUACCGCUGGGCGCUGGACGGCAACGACACACGAGUCACCACCUCCACCUACGUCGUGGAGAGGAUGGAGGAGAGCCACGCGGGGAACUACACCUGCACGGUCAACAACCGGGUGACCAAGCUGCAGAAUUCAACGGUCAUAAACUUGAGAGCGUCCGGUUCUGCCCCCUAUUGGUCAUUCACACUAUUGCUGAUCUUAUCUCUCAACGCGGGAGAAUCUCUACUGACGUGUUGACACGGCUGAUUGUUCCACACUGAAGUCUUGUCUUUAUGAUGGAGAAGGAGGAUGUCAUAUCACGUGGACGUACAGGAACAUGAUAUCACAUCUCUUUGGACCAGAGGGGCGCCAACGCCACCAUAUACAAUCCCAUUCUGAAUGAAAACAUUAAUACAUCAGUAAAUUAAUAAUAAUUAAUUAAUAAAAAAGUUGAAUCAAUAACACA
This is a messenger RNA of Gadus macrocephalus (Pacific cod), 2950 nucleotides long. RefSeq names its product hemicentin-1-like. The coding region runs from base 208 to 2742 and encodes 844 amino acids. The record is from RefSeq and is a predicted model, not a curated record. The transcript has 12 exons. NCBI's taxonomy places the organism in Eukaryota, Metazoa, Chordata, Actinopteri, Gadiformes, Gadidae.